Messenger RNA from Amyelois transitella, 4680 nucleotides. It is a transcript of the gene lasp, whose product is annotated as LIM and SH3 domain protein Lasp. The coding region runs from base 183 to 1415 and encodes 410 amino acids. Gene Ontology annotation, molecular function: actin filament binding. The record is from RefSeq and is a predicted model, not a curated record. NCBI's taxonomy places the organism in Eukaryota, Metazoa, Arthropoda, Insecta, Lepidoptera, Pyralidae. The transcript is spliced from 8 exons. Gene Ontology annotation, cellular component: focal adhesion.
CAGCCGCCAUUUGUCAUUUUUUGGCAUGCGCGUUCGGGGAUGCUACGAAAAUCGUGCUCGUGAGUGUUUUUAACGAAAAGUGAUUUCAGAACUUUGUUUGUGAAUCGUGGGAAUUUGUGUUGCUCUGUGAAAUACCAGUGCCUAUACUUAAAAUAGUUAUUAGUGUGUAGUAACCGUUCAACAUGAAUAAAACUUGCGCGAGGUGUGAGAAAACAGUUUAUCCGACAGAGGAGCUGAAAUGUUUGGACAAGGUGUGGCAUAAAGGCUGCUUCAAGUGCCAAGAAUGCGGUAUGACACUGAACAUGAGGACGUACAAGGGAUACGGGAAACUUCCUUAUUGCGAAGCGCAUGUUCCGAAAGCGAAGCACACCACAAUGGCGGAGACGCCGGAACUGAAACGGAUAGCGGAGAAUACGAAGAUUCAGAGCAACGUCAAAUACCACGCGGACUUUGAGAAAAGCAAGGGCAAAUUCACACAGGUGGCAGAUGAUCCAGAAACACUGAGAAUCAAAGCCAACACCAAGAUCAUAAGCAACGUCGCGUACCACGGCGACCUGGAGAAGAAGGCGCAGAUGGAGAAACAGAGGCAGAUCAACGAGAACGGAGAGCUUGUUGAUGUGCCAACCGACUACCAACAUCAAAUCGAGAGUUACGCCACGGAGAUGCUACCACCAGCGCCGCCGAGCUUGCCCCAAAAGAACCACUACCAGACCCCCGCCCAGGCACCACAGCCACACACCCAACCGCAGAACCAAUCAAACCACCAGAGCCAAACUCACCACCACCAGAGCCAAACUCACCACCAUCAGAGCCAAACUCACCACCACCAGAGCCAAACUCACCACCAUCAGAGCCAAACUCACCACCAGAACCAGAGCCACCAGCAGCCCCGUCAAUACCAGAACCAGUACAAGAACCACGAAGAGUACAACCAAAACCAAUACCAAUAUGACGAGUAUCAGAAUCAGUACGGAUACGGGUAUCAGAAUUAUCAAACUGCUCAGCCGAAGAUAGGCAGGAUUCAGGAUUACGAUCCGGUGAGCGAUGGGCCCAGGAUGCCUCCUAACACUCAAAGGUCGUCCGCUACACUCAUCUAUAAUAGCACCGGUGGAAAGAGAGGAUCUCACCAAUCCCAACAGCAGCAGGGCCGGCAGAUCGGCCGCGUCACCGACAUGGAUCCGCUGGCUGCGGAACAGCCGCCCACCAAUCAUCAGUCCAACCAGCAGGUUGUGUUCGUAGCAAUGUAUGAUUACGAGGCGAACGACAGUGACGAAGUAUCAUUCCGCGAAGGAGACUACAUAUCAAACGUGACUGCGAUUGACGAGGGCUGGAUGACCGGCCAGGUCUUGCGCACGGGCCAUACUGGAAUGUUACCAGCCAACUACGUUGAGAGAGUCAAACCGAAUAACUACUAAAAAUAUAACGAAAAUUACCCGAAAACGUUAUAUAGUUGGAGCGAAAGUUGGUCGUGGAAAACUAUGUAAUAGUUAGAAGUAUGGAUAACAAUUAAAUGCAAGAAAUUAACUGCAAAACGUUAUAUAGUUGGAGCGAAAGUUGGUCGUGAAAAACUAUGUAAUAUUUAGAAGUAUGCAUAACUAUUAAAUGCAAGAAAUUAACUGAAAACGUUAUAUAGUUGGAGCGAAAGUUGGUCGUUAAUAACUAUUGUUACCGGUAAAAUGAAAAAUAAGAAAUAUAACUUCGAUAAUGCAAUAAUUUAGGUGUCCGUAAAUUUUAUAUACUUAUAGUUGAAGGGAAAGUUAUCGUGGUAACUUAAAACUAUAGCAUUAAUUAUACUAUUAAUAAAUAAUACAGGUUUUAAAUGCCGAAAUAAAAUAAAAGUUUAAUACCUGUAUUAUUUAUAUUUAUAAAUAGAAUAAUGCAAUGCUAAAGUUAAAAAUCAGCUAUAAUACAAAUUCCCUGGAAAUAGUUGAUGCAAAAGUUGGUCGUGUGGGCUUCUAAGUGUGUUGAACUUAUUGUCUUUUACACCAUGAUUCCGGAAAAUAUUUAAUAGUUGAUGUAAAAGUUGGUUGAGCAAGAUUUAGAUAAUUGUUACAUCGUUCAAUCUAACACCGUUAAAAAUAAAGAUAGUUUUUUUUUUCUUAAUAAUUGUAUUAUUAUUUUUUUUGAAUGAACUGCACUAAACCUUUAUGUAAACUAUUUUAUGUUUUAUAAAAUAAAUAUGCUAAAACAUUUCGAAAACAUUUUUUAAACCACGAUAUCAACUUUCGCAUCAACUCCAUUUUGCCAAACUGUCAUAAUUUUAUUUACUUUUAUAGCGAUUUAACUUUCUAUACAAUAUAUAUUUAAAUGAAAUUAAAAAACAUCUCUAAAAUAAAAUUGAUAUUCCUUUGAUCUAAAAGUUGAUAGCUUACUUAUAUGUUUGUCAAAUAUUUAAAGAUUUCCUUCACAUAUUAGCAAAAAAACGUGAUACCUUUUACAACUCAUAAAUAUAUAACUAUAAGAACAAUAGUUCAUUUCUCAUAUCAUUGACUGGUUUAAUGUAGAACGAAAGAUAUACAUAUAUAUAUUUUUAUAUACUUAUUUGCCACUAGUUUUUUAGUGUUGUAUUUAUAUUUUUAAGGCGUACUGUUAAAAUUGUCGAAUAAUGCCUCUUUUUGUAGAGGUGUAUGUAUUUUUAGUGGGAAUAUAUAUACUUACAACCAUUGCCUUAAUAAUCAAUACGAACAUCUUUAGUCAGCAUGUAAGUGAUACAUGCUGUUUAAUUAUUUUGCAAAAUUUCAGACAAGCAUCUAUCAAGAAUUUCGAACGUACGUUUUUGUACUUGUCCUAGUCGCUUGCUACGACAUCCAUAAGAAAAUACCUAAAGCAUGUAACAUUUUACAUGCUGUUAAUUAUUUGCUGAGUGCUGAUAACUAGCUUAUAUUAUGCAAUGGUUGUUAGUCCUUUUGUUGACUUCUACGACCUCCACCAUCAGCUAAUGAUGGAGUAGUCUUAUUGAAGUUGCUAAAUGGACAUAAAAUUUUACAAUUUUAUAUAUAUUUAUUCAUUAAAGUAUAUAUGUGACAAUAAACUAUGUUAUCACUAUUUAAGAACUAAUAUGUUAUCCUACGGGAUAAUAAGGUUAUAAUUGCGCCAACGUAUAAAAGCAUAUAGCUUUUUUUAAUAAUUGUACAUAGAAAUAUUUUUAUAUAACUAUUUUAUGGACCAAAAUAUACUUAUAUGCAUUUUCAACUACCAUUCCAUUUUAAAUAAACUACUUACUUUAGCUACUGGAUACCGGUAAAAUUUUGCUUAUAACGACUUUAUAACCGUUUUAAGCGACAAUUAUUUUCAAUUUGAUACAUUCAAACGCAGAUCAAGUUAACCUUCAUUGGACCCUUUGACGCGGUAAUAGAGGUAAAUUUGGGUAAGUUGAUAUGCAGUUGAUUGUACGAAGCAAAAUGUACCGCUACUUCGCUUGUAUGACAUAGUUUUAAUGUUGUAAGAGCCAAAAUUUAAUUUAAAAGUAUCAAUUGAUACGUUGCCAUCAAAAUGCAUUAUUCCAUAUGAUAAAUAUAUGUAAUCAUCACAGUGCAUUCCCAAUUUAAUUUUUAACUGUGUGGUUCUAGAGCCCAGGGUAGUAUCAAUAUUUUCGAUGCCAGGAGUCACAGACAAUUACUCGAAAUAUGCCACUGAGAAUAUAGACACACUCUUGGCAAACUUUUUUUUUUCGCAGAUGUGAACUCUAGAAGGUGUUAAACUGUUAACACGUGGAAUGACGCUACGAUGAUUUUUUAAUUUAUUUUAAGCAAUUUUGAAAUUAUCUUACUGUACACAAAUGCCGAUAUUACAUUGUAAAUAAAUAAGUUUAUUCAUGUUUACGGCGUAAUUUUAAGAUUUUUUUUUAUUGUUUACAUUCCGUUUUUAUAACCAACACUUAUUUAUACAUAACGGAUUUAGUUUUAAACAUAGUAAUUAUGUUGUUAGGUUAGUUAUAAUUAUAAUUUUAUUUAUUUUGUCAAUAGUCAAGCUUUAUUAUUUCAUCUUACUACGCAAAAAAUAUAACUUAACACAUCUAUAUUAAUACUAUAGAGUUUGUUUGUUUGAACGCGCUAAUCUCAGGAACUACUGGUUCGAAUUGAAAAAUUAUUUUUGCGUUGAAAAGACCAUUUAUCGAUGAAGGUUUAAGGCUAUAUAACAUCACGCUGCAACUGUAAGGAGCAAAGUAAUAUUGGAAUAUGUGGAAAAAAACGGGUUAAUAAAUUUUUUUAAGCGAUAGGUCACCUUUCACGAGUCUUCGAGACUGUUGGCUCUGUCUACUCCGCAAUUUCCAAGAGGUUAAGACGUGUUAUUUGUGUGUAUUUAUUAGUUCCACACGUGCCGAUCCACGGGUAUAGCAAUAACUAUAUAUUAUGUUAUAUAUGGUAUCAUAAUAGACUUUGUAAAAAGAAAUUUUAUAUUCGCACAAUGUUUAGAAAAAAUAAAAAGUAGAAAAAAUCACAUAAUUGGUUUCUUAAAUAUAUGAAUAAUAUGCCAAUGUCAACGUUUAUUUAGACGUUAUUAGUAUGAAAGAAAAAACGUAACCAAAAGCAAUAUCGUUCUAUAAACAGUUUAACGGGACAUAUAAAUAAAUAUACACUGUUAUUUCCUUUUCUUCAUCACAAUAAGGGCUUUUGUAACGUAACAGUAUUAUGUAUAGUUACAGUGCCUUGGACAUUUUAAUAAAUUUUAUAAGCUAUA